This is a messenger RNA of Pteropus alecto (black flying fox), 2962 nucleotides long. RefSeq names its product DEAH-box helicase 32 (putative) (gene DHX32). NCBI's taxonomy places the organism in Eukaryota, Metazoa, Chordata, Mammalia, Chiroptera, Pteropodidae. The transcript has 12 exons. Gene Ontology annotation, cellular component: intracellular anatomical structure; spliceosomal complex. Bases 358 to 2592 code for a protein of 744 amino acids. The record is from RefSeq and is a predicted model, not a curated record. Gene Ontology annotation, molecular function: RNA binding.
CUUCUGCGGGAAGCACCCGGCGACUCCGAGCCUCUCCUGCCGUCAGCGGGGGGCGGGAUGGGGCUCGGGAAUCGAGACACCCAGCAGCGCCCCGCGUCUCACCUCUCCGCCCGGGUCGCAGCUGUCGGGUCAGCGUGGUUUGUUGACAGUCACGAAGGGUGCCGAGCCGAGCCCACACACUGGGUAACCCAGCAAAGAAGAACAGAUGUGAUUUGAGGAAUCAGUUUGCCAAAGCCUUGAACCGAAGUCUUAGAAAUUGGGAUAUCCGCGUUCGGAUAAGUGGACAUCCAGCCCUUUUGCGGUGGGUUACUGUAGGAGAAGUAGAAUGCCGGCUGCUUGAGCUCACUCUGGAACAAGAUGGAAGAAGAUCUGGAGCGUCCAAACUCUUCCUCUGAAAAACGCUAUUUUCCUGAAUCUCUUGAUUCCAGUGACGUGGACGAGGAGGGGCUUUUGGCCUGUGAGGAUUUGGAACUCAACCCUUUUGAUGGGUUGCCAUAUUCAUCUCGCUAUUAUAAACUCCUGAAGGAAAGAGAAGCUCUUCCAAUAUGGAAAGAGAAAUACUCCUUUAUGGAGAAUCUGCUUCAAAAUCAGAUCGUGAUCAUUUCAGGAGAUGCCAAGUGUGGCAAGAGUUCUCAGGUCCCGCAGUGGUGUGCCGAGUACUGCCUCUCCGUCCACUACGAGCACGGGGGCGUAGUGUGCACACAGGCCCACAAGCAGACGGCCGUCCAGCUCGCCCUGCGGGUGGCGGACGAGAUGGAUGUGAACAUUGGCCACGAAGUCGGCUACGUGAUCCCUUUUGAGAACUGCUGUACGAGCGAAACCAUCCUGAGGUAUUGUACCGAUGACAUGUUGCAAAGAGAAAUGAUGUCCAAUCCUUUUCUGGGUAGCUAUGGGGUCAUCAUCUUAGAUGACACACACGAAAGGAGCAUCGCGACCGACGUGCUCCUUGGACUGCUUAAAGAUGUCUUACUAGCGAGACCGGAACUGAAGCUCGUGAUUAACUCCUCACCUCCCCUGAUCAGCAAACUCAGCUCUUUCUAUGGAAACGUGCCUCUCAUCGAAGUGAAAAAUAAGCACCCAGUGGAGGUCGUGUACCUCAGUGGGGCUCAAAAGGAAUCUUUUGAGUCUGUCGUACACCUUAUCUUUGAAAUUCACCACUCUGGCGAGCAGGGUGACAUUGUGGUCUUUCUGGCCUGUGAACAAGAUAUUGAAAAAGCCUACGAAAUCGUCUGUCAAGAAGGAUCCAACUUAAACCCAGAUCUCGGUGAGCUGGUGGUGGUCCCUUUGUAUCCAAAAGAGAAAUGUGCGUUGUUCAAGCCAAAUGAGGAGACAGAAAAAAGAAGCCACGUUUAUCAGAGAAGAGUGGUGUUGACGGCCAGCUCUGGAGAGUCUCUGAUCUGGAGCAACACAGUCAGAUUUGUCAUCGACGUGGGCGUGGAAAGAAGAAAGGUGUACAACCCGAGAAUAAGGGCAAGCUCACUUGUCAUGCAGCCCAUCAGCCAGAGCCAGGCGGAGACACGCAAGCAGAUUCUCGGCUCAUCAUCGUCAGGAAAACUUUUCUGUCUGUACUCGGAAGAAUUUGCCACCAAAGACAUGCGGCCACUGAAGGCAGCCGAGAUGCAGGAAGCCAACUUAACCAGCAUGGUGCUCUUCAUGAAGCGGGUAGACAUUGCGGGCUUAGGCCACUGCGACCUCAUGAACAGACCAGCCCCGGAAAGCUUGAUGCAGGCUUUGGAAGACUUGGAUUACCUGGCAGCCCUGGACAACGACGGAAAUCUCUCUGAAUUUGGAAUCAUCAUGUCAGAGUUUCCUCUCGAUCCGCAGCUCUCAAAGUCUAUCUUAGCAUCCUGUGAAUUUGACUGUGUGGAUGAAAUGCUGACAAUCGCGGCCAUGGUCACAGCUCCCAGCUGCUUUUCGCGUCUGCCGCGCGGAGCCGAGGCGGCUGCCUUGACUUGCUGGAAGACAUUUUUACAUCCCGAGGGAGAUCACUUUACCCUCAUCAACAUUUACAAGGCCUACCAAGACGCGACUCUGAACUCUACCAGCGAGCACUGUGUUGAAAAAUGGUGUCAGGACUACUUCCUCAACUGUUCUGCGCUCAGAAUGGCCGACGUCAUCCGAGCGGAACUCGUAGAAAUCAUCAAGCGGAUCGAGCUUCCCUACGCGGAGCCUGCUUUCGGCUCCAAGGAGAACGCGCUGAACAUAAAGAAAGCCCUGCUGUCCGGCUACUUCAUGCAGAUUGCUCGGGAUGUGGACGGGUCCGGUAACUACCUGAUGCUGACGCACAAGCAGGUGGCCCAGCUGCACCCCCUGUCUAGUUACUCCAUCACCAAGACGACGCCAGAGUGGGUUCUCUUCCACAAGUUCAGCAUCUCCGAGAACAACUACGUCAGGAUCACCUCAGAAACCUCUCCUGAGCUAUUUAUGCAGCUGGCACCACAAUACUAUUUCAGUAACCUGCCUCCUAGUGAAAGCAAGGAUAUUCUACAGCAAGUAGUGGACCACCUAUCACCUAUUUCAACAAUGAAAAAGGAACAGAAAAUAUGUGAAAAGUGCCCUGAAACUACUGAGCAAAGAUGCACUCUCCAGUGACUUUAGAACCUUCUACACAAAACAUGAUGUGCAAUACGUAUCGCAAAGGCAGCCUACCUGGUCCGCUGGAGAGGUGCAGAUAUCCCACGACAAGGAGUCUCCCACCCCACAGAGGAUAGUCUUGAAAAAUUAACACUUUGUAUGUUAUUUGAAAAUAAAAAAAUAGAAGUUUUUAAUGAGUUCUUUAAAUAACUACUCCAUGUUUUUCUUCUUAUUGGGAAAGUUUUUAAUCAACUAUUCAUAAUUUGACCAAAAUUUAAAAAUAAAAAACAAAAAACGUAUUUUGUAAAUGUGUCACAGACACAGGCAACAGAACCCUACUUUUUGUAGAGGACCUAAAUCUAAAUAAAGUCAUCAGUUUUUCAGUAAA